AUUCAGAGCAGCUGGAUCAGCCUGCAUGGCAAGUGUUACCUUUGAGUUUGAGACUUUGUAUUCUAGAUUUGUAGAUAUCUGUGCUCGAUAUCUGGGCUUCUCUGAACGAAAUGAAGCUGUGUAGUCCUCUCUAAGAAAAGUAGCUAUGGAAGUGUGUCGAGUUACAUGAAGACUGCCUUUUUAUUUGUAGUUUUUGUUCUCUGAAGAGCAACUUUGCUCUGUCCAUAAUUUCCCUGCACUCUGUCAGCUUUUCUGGAGAUGGCUGCUUGUCAUGGCGACAUCGUGUGCCUGAACGUCGGAGGAACCAGCUUUUGCACGUCGCGAAAAACUCUCUUGUCUACGGAAAACACAUUCUUCUCCAGUCUGCUGAGCGGCCGUCACAACUCCGCCAGGGAUGCCACAGGAGCUAUCUUCAUCGAUCGGGAUGCAAGCUUAUUUUCCAUCAUUCUUCACUAUCUACGGACCAGGAAAAUCGAUUUAAGAGGUGAAUGUGUCCGGGCUGUUCGUGAUGAGGCCGAAUUUUACGGAAUCCCCUCGCUAACAAAGGCUCUUCAUCUGGUUGAGGAGCAGAGUAAUUCGUCUUGCGGUGGACUGUUCUUCACUGGCUUCAUCAACCCUCCGACAGUUCGCCAUGAACGUGGGGCACUUCAGAUUCCGGCCGGUAUGGACAACCCUGUCCUACUCAUCACAGGUCAUCAGAACUACCUGGCUGUAGCGUACCGACACUACAUCUGUGUGCACAGGUUAAUGAAUGCGGUUGGUUGGGAGCAUGUCUUCACUUCGCCUGUGUUACCCCAAGCGCCCGGGCAGAUGGCACUGAACGUCAAGUCGAGCAGCGGACGACGACGAUUGCUUGCGGCAGCGUCAGGUGGAAUAACGACCGUCUGGGAUGUCACGCCGGCGGACGGUGAAUCAUCUCUCAUCACCUCGCAUACGUUCAACGCGCCCGUGGACGUGCUGUUCUUCAUCGGCACUCAGCUAGUUGUGAUGAGCUACCUUGGUGAAGUAUCCGUGUGGAACGCCGUCACACAGCAGUGGAAGGUCCAGAUGAUGGCCCCCAUUGCCAGCCACGCCACCGUCAACUCCACCAUGUUACUGGGAUGUGCUAACGGCUCAAUCUACUACAUAGAUAUGGAGAAGUUUCCGUUGCGCAUGAAGGACAACGACCUUCUUGUCACCCAGGUGUAUGAAGACCCGGCCAAAGAGGCUGUCACAGCACUCAGUGUCUACUUCACCAAAGCACAAAUCCGCAACUGCACCGCUAACUCCCUGGAGAUUGCGUACGGGACGAAUAACGGAAAUGUGCGUGUGAUCGCCGAUCAUCCCGAGACGCUGGGGCGCGGCUUUCAACUACUGCAGACCUUCACCGUGCACCGCAGUCCGAUCACGCGCGUGUGCCUGACCGAGAGGUAUCUUGCAUCAGUGUGCUCCGAGUACAAUCAUGUACGCACUUGGACGGUGACCCGUUUCCGUGGCAACUUGAGCACGCAAACGUUUCCUGCGCCGCUGGCAUCGUUUCAUGUUCUCUCUUUGGAGAUGGGUAUGGACAGUCUAACACCUAGCUCUAAUGAGAUCGGACCGUUUGGCUACCACCACAAGGAGCAGGAGGACCAGGUGUUUAUACAGCGCGUGGCACCCAUCACUUCGGAGCUCUACUGUCGACUGGCAGCAACCGGACAACGAGUGUGUGUCUUGCGCUCAGUAGAUGACUCUUACAUCUCCGCACACUGUGUGGUGGAUUUUGACGCCAGCAACCGAAGCGCCUCCUGCGAACGUUCGUACAUCUUCACCGGCCAUGCGAAUGGUGCAGUACAGAUGUGGGACUUGACCACAGCGUAUGAGCUAACACGAGCUGGGCGAGCGUCCAUUGCAAUAGGAGCGCCGAACAGGCACGUGCCGUGCGCGCAGUCGGACGGGCCAUCCAGCGCCGAGCUGCUGCAGGUGCUGGAGAAGUUCGACCUUCGCUCCGGCGACGACGAGAUGUCCUCCAAGUUCUCCACGGCGAGCUCGUACCGCUCGGUGAAGCUGCAGCUGCGCGACAACCUGAGUGCACGCGUGUCGCCGAACUGGGUCACUUCGGCGACGUCGCCGCAUCCGUCCAUCCGCUCGAUGGCCUCCGAUCAGUCGGUGGCGUUCCAGGGCGGACUGCCGUCCAGCGAUCUUGCCCGUGCCUUCUCAAGCCUGUCAUCGCCACCGCGUGGCGCCAGUCGUGUGAACAGUCUGCCGCCGUUGCUUUCAGAGGCAUCGCUGGACCAUUCGCACAUGAGCGUACAAUCGUCCGCUGUCGGGGCAACGGCAAGCAGCACUGCAACUGCCGAAGCGAUGUCCGUGCGGUCGUGCAGCUUCGAUGCUUCGUGCCAGCCCGGCACCAUGGCAACCGGAGCCACUGCCACCACUGCAGGCAGCAUGCCAUCUCCGCCAACGUCGUCGAGCUGUGCGGCCUCUGUUGAUGCCCCAGCGCGCACUGGUCCUGCUACUGCUGCUGCGGUGACAACAGCGAACGGUUACAGUGCCGUUGCAGCAGCAGCAUCGCGGCUGCCGGCCUUGUCCAGGUCGAAACCGCCCGUGCUGCCCAAGAUGCCGGCCGCGCGGUCCGUGUCCAUCAAUCCGUACGCGUCGAUCAGCGCGCCGUCCUCCUCCUCCGCCGUCUCCAGCAGCAUUCCGCGCGUGCAGAGCGAUCAGAGUGUGCCAAGCCAGCAGUCGCACGCCAGCAGCGUUGCCACCCUCUCCACCACCGGCGGCGAUACCAAGUCAGCCUCGUCCUCGUCGCUCUGGAAGCCCAGUCAUCGACGCAGCAAGUCUGCCAGUAUUGUCCGCCACUCGUUCUUCUCCACCGAGAAACGGCACACGCCACGCGUCCUCGAGGACGUCAUCAGCCUGAGCGCGAGUAACGGAAGUAGCCUGACCUCGCUCAAUUCGCUCUCUCAGCAACAGCAGUGAACUGUCUACCAGCUUGAGUGUCAGCAACGGAAGUAGCCUGACCUCGCUCAAUUCGCUUUCUCAGCAACAGCAGUUAUCUGUCAGCCUGAGCGCCAGCAACGGAAGUAGCCUGACCUCGCCCAAGUCGUUGUCUCAGCAACAGCAGUGAACUGUUGAUUGCUUGUCUCCUGAUAGGUCCACCUUGCAGCAAUGGCUUGUUUGCCCUACACGCUGCUGCGCAAGUGUUGUAUGAUACUGUGUUGCCAUACCUGCCGACAUGUCAGUAGCCUGCCGAUUUUUGAGGCCCGUCAUGACCUGCCGACAAUUGACCUUCUCCUGCCGACAACGGCCAUGAAAGUGUCCAAGUUUGUCCUUGUGCUUGGUUUAGAAGUCCUGGUCCAGAUUUUUGGCUUUUACUGCUCAUCACGAGUGUUUCCAGAGCUCUCUCCUAAGGCGCGAGGCGAAUCAUCAGCUGUCUGGGGAAAAUUGGCAAACUCAGUCGGAGUCUCAUGCAAAGCCGUGAAAGGUUUUCUUAACAGUUCCGCGCGCGCGCGCGUGUGUGUGUGUGUGUUGGGGUUACUAUGAAGGAGGGGGUCCGGCGGCAAAGCCCGCGGAUGAUGCAUUUUAUUUUUUUCAUCCUACUGAUAUUUGGCUAUAAUGAUGUGGCAACACUGUACAGUAUGUACAAGCUAGUACUAUGCGUGCACGUUGCUUGCACAUGCACAGCGCCUUCAUCAAGUUAGACCCAUCGCAAAGCCACACCGCGCUGGCCUGCUUCACGUCAUGGCGCUGCGACGUCACGCGUCUUUCGCAACGACGGGUCUGCUGCCUGUGCGUGAUCCUGCUACUGCUCGCAUCGCUGUCCAGAUAACAGCGCACGGCGCAUGCACGUGUGUGUGGGGGGGGGGGGGGGGCAUGCCCUCCACAUGUUCAUCCAACAUCAAUGUGAUGACUACCGGAUGAGCAUAUUGCACCCCAUGCUGGCCAGGACUAGACAGGCUUGAUUCUAGAACAGGCAGUCUCUGCUUUUCACCGCUUCAGUUUUAUUUCGGAACCCAUCCAUAUAUCCUACGACUGCUGUAUCCUGGCUCGGUACCAUCAGUUUUUGUGUCAUGUUUUUGAAGCCGACCACUUUUCUACUAUUUAUUCGUCAGAUCUAUCCGUGCUAACCUGUCUGGUCACGUGACUUGUUUCAUUGAAACCUGACAAUCUCUUGUUCACUUUUAUUUUAUUUUACUGGCUAUUUAAUUUAUUUCACCAUUUUAUUGAUGUGCAGUGCUCUGUAUGGCUAUUAGCGUAGUCGGUUGCAGUCGGGUGAGCCUCUGGCUGCAGCUGGUUAUUCAGCACGUUUACACGUGUGUUAUUCUUCAACUGUCCGUUGGGCUCUCCCCGCCCUCCCUAUCCACUCUGCGGCUUGGGGCUAGAGUGCUCCGGACUUAGUUACUUCCUUCCCUACUCCGUGGCUGGUCCACUCUGCCUUUAUUCAUCACUUUUCAUUCUAAUUUAUUUUUGAGCCCGUCAGCAUUUUAUUCUUCAGCUCUCUCUCUCAAUUCUUGCUAAUUGCUAGUGUCUGCAAGCAACCGCCUCAAAUUAGAAGUAGUAAUAUUAAUUUUUCAAUGACGUAGCUCACUGGACUAAUUCUUGUUGCUUGCCCAGUUCUGUCCGUAUAGCAGGGCCCAGCAGCAGUCACAGUUGAAAUACUAAUGGUGAAUCAUGCAGAGACAGGAUGAAUCAGUCUUGGCGGAGAUGCGCUUUAUGAUACGGUAUGUUGUGACUCUUGUGGGGUGAA
Molecule: messenger RNA, 4708 nt
Organism: Sycon ciliatum
Lineage: Eukaryota; Metazoa; Porifera; Calcarea; Leucosolenida; Sycettidae
Product: SH3KBP1-binding protein 1-like
Exons: 18
Coding region: 259-2940 (893 amino acids)
Biological process (GO): protein homooligomerization
Molecular function (GO): protein binding
Source: RefSeq, a predicted model, not a curated record